Solenopsis invicta (red fire ant) is the source of this 1270-nucleotide messenger RNA. RefSeq names its product THAP domain-containing protein 1-like. Gene Ontology annotation, molecular function: sequence-specific DNA binding. Lineage: Eukaryota; Metazoa; Arthropoda; Insecta; Hymenoptera; Formicidae. The transcript has 3 exons. The record is from RefSeq and is a predicted model, not a curated record. The coding region runs from base 253 to 1194 and encodes 313 amino acids.
UUCUUACCACAGACUUCUAUAAUACACUAGACCGCUAGCUUGCGUGAUCUUAACAGAGAUAAUGGCCAAGAAAUCCAUGUACAAGUGGAGGUACUGUGGAAUGCGGAUUCCAUUGGUUGACUUUGACGAUAGUGGGGGUUCGUCCAAUCAUUGCUUAUAUACUUGCGCGACGAUGCAUGCGUAAAGACAGCACUUGAUCGAGAACGGCGAAGUAUGUUGUUAAGGUUAAGAAAGUGAAUAUAAAAAUAAAUAAUGCCAAUGUGUUGUUGUGUUCUUGGCUGCCAAAAUAAGGCGGACAGGCAAAAAAAUAUCAGUCUUUUUAGAUUUCCACGGAAUAAAGACAUUUUAGACUCAUGGAUAUCAUUUGUGGGCAGAACAAAUUGGCAACCGACUAAUACCUCUCGAAUAUGCAGUUUACAUUUUAAUAAUGAUGACUAUUAUCGUUGGAACGACAGGUUAUUUCUAAAACCUGGAGUUCUUCCAAGAAAAUGUAUUGUGCGGAUGAGUGACAACAAAGAGAAUUUUGAUCCCUUCAAAGUAUUAAAUGAUAAAUUAACUGUGAAUAGCAGCAAACGUGCGUUCGAGGAAACAUUAGAAAACGCAGAGAAUUUUAAACUUCAAGCAAUUUCGACAGAAUCUUUUAAUGAAAUUGAAAUAUUAAAGGAACGAUUGCAACAUGAUCGUGAAUUACAUCAGCAAGAACUAAAGAAACAAGCAGAAAUGUUCUCUGUGAUUUUGGAAAAUGAAAAGUCAAAACUGAAGUCCGAGAUAAAAUCUGGUCUUGAAUUGCAUCAGCAAGAACUAAAGAGACAAGCAGAAAUCUUCUCUACAAUUCUGGAAAAUGAAAAGUCAAAAUUUAGGUCUAAGAUUGAAUCUGGACAACAAAAAUUGCAUACUCUACAACGUAGUGUAAAACGAAAAGAGGAACAAAUAAAGUCUAUGAAACAUUUAUUCGAUGAAUUAAAAAAGAAAUAUGUAAGUGAUACCGAUGCACUUAAUAUGUUAAGUCGCGAGUUUGAAGGCAUGUCACUCAAUCUUUUUCAAAACGAAGUAAAAAAUAAUUCGCGAUCUGCAAGUGGUAGAAGGUAUUCGGAGCAAGUAAAGAAGUUUGCUGUAACCUUAUUCUAUAAUUCUACUAAAGCUUAUGACUAUUGCCGGUUGGUUUUCUUUUUUUCUUUUCAUUUAUUUACAUGAUUUGUUGUUUUGCAUGAUUUGCUGUUUUGCACUUAUGUUUUAUAUUUUUCUAUUAUAAAAUACAACAAAAUAAAAU